AUGACUGCCAAAAGGGCUCUGGUGAUCUUGGCCAAAGGAGCUGAAGAGAUGGAAACCGUCAUCCCCACAGACAUCAUGAGGAGGGCAGGUGUGAGUAUGUCCUGGGGCUUCCUAGAUAGCUCUUCCUUUCCUCCAUUCCUCCUGGCAUUGUUGUUGUUAACAAUAAGACACUGUCCAUGUGCAAGAAGUCAAGUCCCUUCCUUGGCAUAGGGAGCUUACAGUAGCCGAAAUGGUUGUCCUGUGCCUCUGUGUUGUUGCCUGCAGGUGGAUUCCUCAUGAACUAGAUGCUGAGCUGGUUGCAACAGUGUUGACUGUUUAGUCCUGGGACCUGGAGGGCUCAUGCACUGUUUAGAGUUGCAUGGACAAGGCAUGUUUAGUUGCUUGGCAAUUGCGAAGUGGUUUGAGAAGCAAUUUCUGCUGAGUUUCCCUUGCGUAGGCAAGCAUGGGAAGUACAGCAGGCCACCUGAUUUGAGAAAUCCUCCAGAGCAGAAGGUGGCUGAACCCGGAGCCCGGGUGAUGGCCAGGGAUGAUGGGAGCUGAUGCCCUGCAGCAUCUGGAGGGCUUUGGGUUCCCCCACUUCUGCUCCAUGCAAACAGCACUUUGGGCAGGAGAAGGUGUUCUGUAUUAAGGAUUACAUUCUCAACAGUCCUAUCACUACCACUCCCCUUCCCAUACCACCAACCCCCUCCCUCUGCUAUUACGUUGGGGAGAAGGUUAUAUACAAUAUAGAAAAGCAGACCCCCAUCCCUCCAGCCUUGAGCCAGGAAACGAGAGAGAGAUUUAUAGAUACAGGUGAUCUAGAUAUAGGUAUAUGCAGGUGGGUAGAUAAAGGUCUCUGCCUGUUCUGUGGGCUCAGAGGGAUUUACAGCAGUUUUAUCAUUCUUGUCCUCGUGGGGCUCACAAAACCAAAUGUUUUGGCAUGAAAGAAGCUGAAAUAAAUAGAAACUGUUCUUGUAAAUGUUAUAAACCCUGUUCUAAUAAACAAAUAAAUGUCGAACCUCUACUUACCACUGCCUCUUCUUACGGUGGUUCCAAGGUGCGACCACGGCAAACCCUGAAGUAACCAGCGGGUUUGCCGCCAUUUGCACAUGCGCAGAAGCGGGUGAUCGCUGUUCGCACAUGCACAGAAGCGGGCAAACACCGUUCACACAUGCGCAGAAGUGGGCAAUCGCUGCCCGCGCCUGUGCACAAUGGCGCCUCUCCUAGCGACCUGUUUCAACCGCCAGACGGGCCUCCAGAAUGGAUUAUGGUCGCAAAUAGAUGUUCUACUGUAAAGUAAACCACACCAUCCAAAAAGCUAUCCAGAAGCAGGCUGGCUGGCACCUGCUAGACGCAAAAAUGAUGUGCUGUAGAGCAGGGCUGGACUGCAGAACAGAGGCCAGUUACAGGGGACGGAGACAGUAUCUCUUUCUGAUUGGCCACUUGUGCAGACCAACCAUUAGUCCUCUGAGUUUGAUAUAGCCGCUUAAUUCCACGUAUGCCUCUUUAACAGCUAUUGUAUGCUCACAUAUUUAGAGGGGGUAUGCUAGAAUGUCUGCAGACAUUUAUUUGGAGCCAGGGAGAGGUGGGAGAUAUUGUUCAAUUAUGGAUUGUGUUGCUCCCUGUAUAGAUUUCUCUCAAGUGAUUCUUCAGAGAGUUAACUUUUUGAAUAAUAGCGGGUGGGGGUUGGUUACUUGCUGAUGGAUUGGGUGGGGGAGAAAACACGCUAUAUGCAAAUUUACUAAAUCCCCAUUGUGCUGGGGACCACUAAUGCAAAAAUUUACCUCCCCCAAACUAUUUCCAUUUCUUCGGUGACUCAGUAGAUUUUGGCAAAUAAAGCAAAGCUGUCUGUUUUCUCACCAGAUCUCUGUGACUGUAGCCGGCCUGACUGGAAAAGAGCCUGUGCAGUGCAGCCGGGAUGUCUUAAUUUGUCCCGACAAGAGUUUGGAAGAUGCCCGGAAGGAGGUUGGUGCCACACAGAUUCCAUGUUGCAAAAAAAAUGGGUGCCCCGCCUCUUUCAUAUUAGGCCUGAGUUUCUUCAUCAUCAUCUAGGGGUGGCCUAAGGGUACCUUCAGCUUGCACAGUGAUAAUAAUCAGGAGAAAGGGGGAAUUGCUGAGGAGCUGGAAACUCCAACUGGUAAAGAGGCAAAUGGUGACUCUGGGAACUUUGGAGAAACCUCUCACGGUGCCUGCAUGUGGCUUCAUGGAAUCAUGGCCACAGAAGGGAAAUGCAGUGGUUGAACUUGCAAGUUUCUAAGUGGCGUUCCAUUAGCAAAUGUGGAUAGUGAUUCUCAAUGCCACUGAGUUUAAAUAAACACUAUGACCUUACAUGUCAAACAGAUGCUAAGAAAUGGCACUAUGAAAAAAACAAAACACCCCACAAUAUUUAUAACUUUUGGAGGGACGGGAAAGAUGCUAGGAUCAAAUCUGUCUGGAAGUAGCAUCCUCAGAUCUGGAAGAUCUCUUCUGCCCACCCACAAACCCCAAAAUCCUGUAGUUUUAAUGAUGAAGGGAAAACCGUCACACCAGAGGCUCUUAUUUCUGUUUAUUCCAGGAUUGAGCCAUGGCACAAUACUGAGCGUUCGGUAGCCUGCUAAAGGAUAGCUGCAAAUAAGAUGUUUGCUUUUGUUUUUCCAGUCUUCAUGCUUUUCUUUUGCUAAUGCUUUUUCCUAUUUUUAGGGACCCUAUGAUGUGGUGGUCUUGCCAGGAGGGAACCUGGGAGCUCAGAACUUGUCAGAGGUAACAACUUGGGGAAAUGUGGGAACUUCCCUCCUAUUUGAGCAAAUAUUCUCCCGUUCUGAAAGUGAAGGAAGCAGAGUGCAAUCAUUCCAAAGUCCAAAGUAAAUGUUGCAACUGCUUUGGUGUGUCUAAAGCCAAACUGGUUUCUUUUCUGGGGGUACUUGGUCCACGUUCCCUUCCUUUGUAUAAGGCUGUAGAUACAAAAAAGCCACAACUAAGCCAGGCUUACUCGAGUGGUUUUGAAACAAAAGAGGGUCCAAUGGCACGUUUUGGGGUGUGGGGGCAGGGAACGGAAGAAGUAGUUUCCUUUAGUCAUCUAGUAACAACAAAAUCUUCCGACACCUUCCCUUGUACUCUUUUUCUUUGUUAGACAACCAGUUCUGAUACAUAACAGCCUUCUUGUGUGCAUAGCUGGAAAAGGAUAUAUUGUUGAUCAAAUAUAUUUCCCUGCAGUCGCCUGCUGUGAAGGAGGUACUGAAAGACCAAGAUGGCAGGAAAGGGCUGAUUGCUGCCAUCUGUGCAGGUAUGCUAUCAAGGUCUGCACCCAAUACUCCAAAGAUCCAGGAUACCAACCCUGCAUAGAGCUUCACCCACCACAGCUGAUGCCAUUGGUUGCCUCACUUCUGAGGUUUGGCUUUCUUGUGCCACUGAUGGUGUAAAGAAAAACACAACUAAUAUCGGCAGGCUGCAAGUCUUGCGGGUUUGAAAACUGAGAGUUGAAACGCUGUCUCCUCAACGAGUAGAGAUUUGAGAGAAACUUGAAGAUAACAAUCCUGUUAAUUGUGCUUGCCCCCAUGUGGAAAACGCUCUGUUUAUACAGCGAAGCAGGCCUGGUUUGUUUUUCGAAGGGAGGCUUCCUUUAGGGGCAGCUUCUCUGAGUUGGGAUGUGACACAAAAUAACACUGCAGAAAUAGCUGCAUUUUCCCCAUGGAAUCCUAGGUCCCUCUUCCAGUUAGCAGCUGCUGGCUGUGAUUCUCUUCCCUCCUUGCUGCUUCUGACAGAGUGGCUGGCCGGGCUGUGCUGUGCUUGCCAUAUGUGGUGUGGCUUGACCUUCUUUCACCGCUUGGCCUUUGGGUGCUGCGAGUGUCGGGUUCCGCACCCUCAUCUCAAAAGCAUUCUGGGUUGGCUCUUGCGAAGGGAUCUGUUUGCAAGAAAUGCAUGUGGAUGUCUCAAGCUUGGCCUGCCGCUCCAGGAGGCCUCUCACUGUAGUGGGGAUUCUUGGCUCAGUCUCUCCUUAGACACUUUUGCUGUGGGAACUCCUCUGAAGUGGGAGUGCGUGUCAUUCUCCACGCAAGGGUUUCCCUGCUGGGAAUUGGCUUCUUCUGGCCAAUGGGGAAACACCAAUCUCCCUCUUCUUUGGGGCAAUAAUAAUCCUUCCAACUGCUUAUUUGUAUUUGCAAAUGCAAGAACCAGCCAACCUCCUCCUUAGGGUGCAGGUGGGGCUGACUUUGACAUAUGGGCAGAGCCACAUACCUGUCAAAUGACCUGCAGUCAUGGUGACAUCAGGUGACUGGCAGGUGGGCAGCCCCAACCCCCUGUCGAAGUUGGCCCAUAGGGUGUGAGGAGGAGUCAGCUUCACCAGCGCCUUCCCCACAGGAAACUUACCGGCAGGACUCUGGGUUCUGUGCUAGCUCUGCACACCCGAAAGGUGUUACCAAACUUCCUGUUACCUUCCUCUUCCAGUUCAGUGGUUUAACCAGGGCUAAUCUUUUAGUGACUUGUUAAUGACACAGGGCACAAUGGUGGUUUUCUCGCCAGAUUAAAAGGAGGGAGAUCACUUUCAACUCUGCAUAAAAGUUCCCUCUCUUAGUUUUGUCUCUCUGUUAGUUAUGUAGAUCAGUUCAAUAUGUGUUGUACUUUGCUCAGUGGGACUUAAAGGGAGUUAAAGGGACCCUUGACCAUUAGGUCCAGUCAUGACUGACUCUGGGGUUGCCGUGCUCAUCUCGCUUUAUUGGCCGAGGGAGCCGGCGUACAGCUUCUGGGUCAUGUGGCCAGCAUGACUAAGCCGCUUCUGGCAAACCAGAGCAGCACACAGAAACACCGUUCACCUUCCCGCUGGAGCGGUACCUGUUUAUCUACUUGCACUUUGACAUGCUAGGUGGGCAGGAGCAGGGACCGAACAAUGGGAGCUCACCCCAUCGCGGGGAUUUGAACCGCGACCUUCUGAUUGGCAAGUCCUAGGCUCUGUGGUUUAACCCACAGUGCCACCCACGUCAGUGGGACUUACUCCCAAGCAAAUGGUCAUGGGUGUACUACAAGCUGCAUAACUUAAUUGCUGGUUGUUUCCAACUGGGGAAUCGUCAUCCCACAUAUUUGGAAGUUUUGUUAAAAUGGGGGGGGGGGAGGUUUUAUGGCCUUCCUUCAUUUAAACCUAAUGCUAUCAUUUCAAGCUUAUUAACUGCACACACUUAACUGUUCCUCCCAAAUCCUGCAUGGGUAGGGUGUGUGAUGGUGGUAAUGGAAGGGUGAGGGAUCCCCAACACUUUUGUGGAUCUGGCCUCACUUGCCACUUCGCUGCUGGGACGGCUUUCCAGCAUGGUAAAUGUGGCCCCGGGUUCCAAAAAAAGGGUUCCCGCUAUAAAGUGUGCACAAGUGACGGCUCUUUGUUGAUCUCUAGGACCCACGGCUCUGCUGGCACAUGGCAUCGGAUACGGAUGCAAAGUGACAACCCAUCCCUUGGCCAAAGACAAGAUGAUGAGUGGAGGUAGGUGGCUGCAGGCGCACGACAGAGAUUGACUUGCACAGACAGUGUUUUGUGAAGCACAGCUCAGGAUUGUAAUUAAGAUGCUUUUCCCCCAAAAGGAAUGUUGGGUAACGUAUGCAUAUUAUCAGAGACUUUGGUUUUGAGAAAUCGCCAAUUCUGCGAGACCUAAAUCUGGUGGCAGUUCAAAGUUUGAGGUUUUUACUGCUUUGGGUGUCCCUCCCCCCUUACAAACCAUCAGUAUAUAAAUUUUAUGAAAUAAAUAAAGGAUGAGAAUUGCGGCUUCUCUCCUUGCUACAGUGGAUGAAGUUCAUAGGUGGGGGUGGAGUUACUUCCCACACAUUCAAGUCAGCUUGCUGUGGCUGAUGUCUGCUGGAGUAACCUGUUCUGUUUUGUUUUUUUCCUUGUGCUUUUCUCUGAAGACCACUACAAAUACUCUGAGAGCCGCGUGGAAAAAGAUGGGCACAUCCUCACCAGCCGGGGACCCGGCACCAGUUUCGAGUUUGGCCUUGUGAUUGUGGAAACGCUGCUGGGGAAAGAGGUGGCCGCUCAGGUGAAGGCCCCCCUUGUCCUGAAAGACUAG
Messenger RNA from Podarcis lilfordi (Lilford's wall lizard), 6002 nucleotides. The record is from the annotation of a GenBank genome assembly. NCBI's taxonomy places the organism in Eukaryota, Metazoa, Chordata, Lepidosauria, Squamata, Lacertidae.